Spirodela intermedia is the source of this 4656-nucleotide messenger RNA. The record is from the annotation of a GenBank genome assembly. Lineage: Eukaryota; Viridiplantae; Streptophyta; Magnoliopsida; Alismatales; Araceae.
AUGGCCCUUCCCCCGCAUGAUAUGGGGCUGGCGAUGUCACCGACGAGCUCCCGGUCGGUGACGGAGACGGUAAACGGUUCCCAUAAGUUUGUGAUCCAGGGUUAUUCCCUGGCUAAGGGGAUGGGAGUUGGGAAGCAUAUCGCGAGCGACACCUUCACGGUCGGGGGGUUUCAGUGGGCGGUGUACUUUUAUCCCGACGGCAAGAAUCCCGAGGAUAACUCAACGUAUGUUUCGGUUUUCAUCGCGCUUGCGAGCGAGGGAACAGACGUGCGGGCGCUCUUUGAACUCACUCUCGUGGAUCAGAGCGGCAAGGGCAACCACAAGGUGCACAGCCAUUUUGAUCGGUCUUUGGAAAGCGGGCCUUACACCCUCAAGUACCGGGGCAGCAUGUGGUAAUAUUUCCGUCCAUAUAAACGAUUUUUCCCUCUCUUAAUUAAUUCCUACUGCCCUUGGCCAGCGAAUAACCCUGUUUUCCGAACGACAGAUCUGACUUAUGGCUCCAAGUUUUUCAAUACAAUGCCUACCCUUAAGAAUUGUUAGGUUUGUUGAAUGAUAGAAGUUCAUAUGGCGCUGAUUUGCUUAUCGUCCCCUACAUACCGGGUUAUGUUGAUUCUAUUAAUGAGGAUGGGAAGUUGAAUUAUGUACUUUACUAUGCUUUAGGCCAACAUGGCCUCAUACUUUGGUUUGAAAUGACCCUUCAUUUCAUAUUUUGGACAUCGUAUCGUGGCUCUAGUGGCUUUGAUUUGAUCCGAAUGCCAUUAUGGCUCCGAUUUGUUUCACGAUUUUUGCUUUCCCUGACAAAGCUGAGACUAUUAGUGUGGGGCCUAGACAGGGUAACAAAGUAGGGGACCAAACAAGAAUUCAGCCGGCUGUUCUCGGUGGUGAACCUGUGCUAAUUCCAAAUUUUUACCCUUGUCUGCGAUUUUCUUUAUAGCUUCUUUCGAGAGGAGCAAUGAGCCACAAUGUUCUUGGAUAAAUUUAUACUUAAACCUGGCACAGUAUUGAAGUUCUGUUAAUGUGAGCAGGCGUCUUGCAUGAAUUUUAGCCUGUUAUUUGUCACCUGAAAUUUAACUUGUCACCGUCCAUAUUUUCUCUGAACAUAGAAUUCUCUUUGAAUAAUGUUAGUACAGGAUACCUUCAGUAAGUUUUCUGUGGGGUUUCAUUACACCAAAGGUUGUGUGUGGUCUUUUAUGGAAGGUAAUUUUAAAUUGUGCUCGUAUGGGACUCAGUCUAAUGAAAGAUGUUUUCCGCUAUACGUGAUUUAGGAGAUAUUGUCAAUGCCCUCUGGUUGAACAACCUUCAGGAGCGUCUCAAGACAUUGCUUUUUUUCUCUUUCCGUGAGUGGAACUCAUUCAAGGAUUUUUUCAUGGUUUUGUAUGUGAUGUAAGUGGAUGAAGUAUUUGAUGAUGGUCACGAAUAGGUUUAUCGUUUUCAAGGGAUUUUGAGAAGUCGAUUCUUCAUUGUAUUUCAGUGGCACAGAUCUGAAUUGGUUAGAACAAUGCUGGAUCAAAUUGCUGUGUUGAUGAUGAAUCAUGUAAAGUUUAAAUAUUUGAAUUUGGUUAACUGCUUAUUUGAUUUUUAUUCUGCUUAUUUUUUAUCGUUGCUUAUGAUUUUGUGGAGAUGCAAUAAUAGUUUCCUUUUUCAUUCCAUUUCAAUUGUAAAAUUUUUAUUAUUUUUUCGUUUUGUGUAGUUCUUCUGUUGUAGUAUGGUACUAACCUUUGCAUGAACGGUGAAUUAUGGUGCCUUGCAUUAAUUGCUGGAGCCGGCAGGGCUUAUUCUCCUGAUUGGAAGGAAAAAGAAAGCAUGAAGUUGAGAUUAAGCGAGUCUCUAAUUGGGUGAUACCAAGAAUCUGAAAAAAGUUGUGCAGAUUUGAAGGGGAAUAUUUGUGCAGUCUCUUCUGUAUUUUUUCUUAAUGAAAUUUUGUCCCUUUUGAACCGGACAACAGCUGUGUAGAAAUCUCAGCAAAUAUAGUUCCAUAUUACGCCCAAGAUUGUGUUGAUGAGAGUGAUCUUGAGGGAUUCUCAAGGUGUACCCCAGAUUGUGUAUAAUUUUUCCGUUGAAGUAUGAGUUAUUUCGAAAUGUUUGCUUUUUGUUGAAGUUUUUCUUAGAGCAUAAGGCUCUAUAAUAUUUCGAAAUUUAACUGAUGAAUUCGCUGUCUUAUUGUGUGCUAUUGCGUUUCAUAGAAUUCCAUGGAAUGUCACCCUCUCAGAAGAACUAUGUGAUGACUCAUUGUUUGUCAUAAGUGUGUAUCAUAUCUGUCCUAUAUUCAAUAAAAUAUCGGUAUCCACAGUGAGAAAUUUAUGGGGUUUUUCCGGUUAUGAUUAUGGAUACAUGAAAUAAAUACUCUUCAACUUUUUGAUAUCUGAAAUACUUACCUCUCCAAUCAACCAGCUCUAUCAUGUGCUUUGUUGCUAACUUGUUUAUUUUUUAAAUAGGGGCUAUAAAAGAUUUUUCAGACGAGCUGCACUUGAGACAUCUGAUUUUCUCAAGGAUGAUUGCUUGAAAAUAAAUUGCACUGUUGGUGUCGUAGUAUCCUCUAUGGAUUGCUCCAGAUUGCAUUCCAUAUACAUUCCUGAAUCUGACAUUGGCGAUCAUUUUGGCAUGCUUUUGGAUAACCAAGAAGGAUCGGAUGUUGUAUUUGAUGUAGCUGGUGAAAAGUUUCAUGCUCACAAAUUGGUGUUGGCUGCACGAUCUCCUAUAUUUCGAUCUGAGUUUUUUGAUUCACCGGGAGAUGAUAAAAGUGAAGUUGUCAUUAGUGACCUGGAUCCCAAAGUUUUUAAGGUGCGAUUAUUCUGAAUUCCCUAUUGUUUCUUCGAUGAUCAUGAUUAAUCUUUGGCUAAUAAUAUUAUGAUGUGAUUUGGUCAGGCAAUGCUGCAUUUUAUAUAUACGGACACUCUUUUGGAAGAGGAUUUGGCUUCCUCAAACAUACCAUCUACCUCUUUUAUAUCUGACUCACUGACGGCAAAGCUAUUAGCUGCAGCAGACAAAUACGAUUUGGGAAGGCUCCGUUUGCUGUGUGAGUCGUACCUUUGCAAGGAUAUAUCUGUAAAUUCGGUUGCUAGUACACUUGCAUUGGCAGAUCGUUAUCAUGCCUUGGAGCUUCGAGCUGUCUGCCUAAAAUUCGCAGCUGAGAAUCUUGCAGGUAAACAUUUGGAAGCUCCUUGAAGUUUAUCAUUUUGAGAAGAUUACUCUAUUUUAUACAAUGCAGUUAUGGAUAUGUAUGACUUCUAGGACCUCUUCAUUAACUUUGGAAUCCUUGCUCGCCUGCAUGUGUUCCUGCAUGGAGAGAAGAGUGUUGUCUUGAAGGUGGUAGUGUGUUCAAUAUACGCCUCACUUUCAUUUCUAAAGCAAGUUGAUACAUGGACUUGCUCUCUCUCUCUCUCUCUCUCUCUCUCUCUCUCUCUCUCUCUCUCUCUCUCUCUCCCUCCCUCCCUCCCUCCCUCCCAUCAUUGCUGUUAAUUCACUAGACAAAAAUCCUCAUACCAGCUAGAGUUUCUUUGGCCCCUUUUCUGUAGUAUUUUGUUUGACAUGUCACUUGGGCAGCCUUGGCAUAUUGGGUUGGGCUGAAAAGAUGUUUUCUUUAUGGUUUAGGUCUAGUUAUUAUACCAGAGGAUUGGUGUUCCGGGGAAGCAUCAUAUGAAACUGGGGAAGAGCAUCUGCAAUCCCAAUAAUUUUUAAUGCAUCUGCAUAUGUAGUGGUUUCAGCUCAGAAAUUAGUAGUGAGACUCUUUCGGUUUAGAACAAAAAACGAAAAAGGGUUUUAAUCCCGCUCCCCUCUGCUAUUUGUCAUUAAUUAGAUACUUCUUUUUAUAUGCCCUGCUCCGUCCCUUGUUUCUUCCUGUUUGCCUGAAUGACAUCAUUCGUUUUCCUCCUUUUCCAAUGAGGCGUAUUUACUGGUCAAAUUAUCAGUAAAAAGGGAGUCUGUGGGAGCGUGUGGUUAGUCGAAAACUGAAAAAGUGAAGGAAAAAGGAGCCCUCUGUGCAUCAUCACUGUCCCAAGGAACUUGCCGUAGGUCCAACCCGAGAAACCAACAACCUCAUAUUACCCGAGCCUCCCUCCCCCCAUGGCUGAAACUUAACAAACUUAACACAUCCAUCACCCUCCUCUUUUCUUUGAAAUAUUCUUGCUUCUCUUGGUACAAAACUCCCCCCCUGAAAGAAGCUUGUGUGUAAAGCAAGCCUCCUCCGGUGCUGCCACUGUAUGCUGCUUGGAUGAAACCAUGACAUUCUCCAAGUAUCCAAGGAAUAGUAAGUAGUUAGGGUAGGAGGAGAUGGCUGCUUCCACCCAAAUCCAACCCUCGGACUUGCUGUCUAUAACGACUUUUCUACUUGAGAAAAAAAUAAAUGGUAUUAAGUUGGCCUAGGCCCGCCCAAUCCGUGAUGCCGACGGUCCUUUUUAUUUGCUGUGUUCUGGUGUGCUCCCCGUCGUGCUGAGAAAAGAUGGCGUGGUGUAUGGUGGAUGCGCAGCGGUGAUGCGGUCUACCGGGUUCGAGUACCUCAAGGAGAACUGCCCGUCGCUGCAGUCGGAGCUGCUGAAGACGGUGGCGGGUUGCGAGGAGGAGUGCAGCAGCGGCGGCGGCGGCAAGAGCCGCAGCGUCUGGGGCCAGCUCUCCGACGGCGGCGACACCCCCGGCCGAAGGGUAAGGCAACGGACUUGA